Molecule: messenger RNA, 2226 nt
Organism: Salarias fasciatus (jewelled blenny)
Lineage: Eukaryota; Metazoa; Chordata; Actinopteri; Blenniiformes; Blenniidae
Product: butyrophilin-like protein 1
Exons: 6
Coding region: 1-780 (259 amino acids)
Biological process (GO): regulation of cytokine production; T cell receptor signaling pathway
Cellular component (GO): external side of plasma membrane
Molecular function (GO): signaling receptor binding
Source: RefSeq, a predicted model, not a curated record
AUGCUCACUUUAAAGAUCGGUGUUUUCAUUUCCCCGAGCAGCUGGCAGUCGCGGAAUUACACCUGCUAUUUUCCCUUUCAAGAGCCCAAAAGACGAGCCCAGUAUGAGCUGAUUGUUGGAGCAGCUCAAGAACCCACCCUGUCAUUCAACAAAACCAGCGACGGACUCCUGCUGCAGUGUGUCGUUCGGGGAGCUUUUCCUAAACCCAGAGUGGAGUGGAGGGACAGUUCUGGAAACGUUCUUCCUGCUGAACCAACGUUCACACAGAAAGAUUUGAGCUUUGAUGUUUUCCUCCAAGCUACUGCAAGCACGAGUGGAUUCUACCGCUGCGUAGCGACACAGGAGGAAAUCCACAAUGAAGUCUCUGCUGAUACUUAUGUUCCUGGUCCAGGAGCAGCCUCCAAACCAUCUGUAACAAACCUCAGAGAAACCAGCGACGGGGCUCUUCUCCAGUGUGAAGUUGUUGGAGCAUCUCCUAAACCUUCAGUUUUCUGGAAAGAUGAUUCUGGAAACAUCAUCAAGUCUGAAGAACCUGAAGUGACAGAAAGAGGAGGAAGCUACGACAUCGUCCUCCAAACCACUGUGACAAAGACUGACUACUAUCACUGUGAAGUGACUCAGGAGGACAUCAACCAUCGAGUUUCUGCUAAGAUCCACGUGUUUAUUGGAGGAUUCCCCACUGGACUGGUUGUUGCUCUGUCAGUCGUCUGUGUUGUUUUAGCUGUUGCGCUUCUGGUUCUGCUGGUGAGACGGAGGGUUGCAUCAAACUCAGUUGUUUAAAAGGUUCACACAGACCAGUGAGUCAGAUUCCACCUGCUGAUCUGUGAACUGCAGGAGCUUUGUGUGUACACACACACACACACACACACACACACACACACACACACACACACACACACACACACACACCACACACACACACACACACACACACACACACACACACACACACACACUAUUCCGUUAUUUUAUCUCCAGUCCUCCAUGUUGUCUGGAUUUCAUCAUUUAGCUUUGAAAGUUUUCACUUUGAGCUGCAGCUUCAUACAUUUACUGGCAUUAGAACAUGUUUCACAAUUCAAGUUUUUUGUUGUUUGUUUUUAAAUUGUUGAUUUAAUUGUAUUUUUUAUUCCAGAGAAUCAAUCAGGAACAGUUUCUCUGUGUUUUCAUGUGAACUGCUGGAAGUUUUUCUUGUUUCAGUCUUUGUGGAGUCAGAAGCUGUUUUAAGGAAACAAGACUUUGAAUUUUAAAGAUGAUCAGUUCAGAGGAUUGUGGGAAGUGUGGAAAGUUCAGCUGCUGCAGAAAGAAGUGAAGCUCAGAUCAGUGAGGACUGAAGACACUGAUGGAUCCUGAGCUCACAUCACUGCAGGACGUCUUCCUCUCCUUCCUCAUCCUCACGUCGGCUUCAGCCUGAUUCACUGUGAUGGUUUUUACUUGAAUAACAGCAGGAUGUGUGUGUGCUGUCCUCUCUGGGAUGUGUGUAUCAGCUGCUUCCCAGUUAGAAUCAGAGGUGAUCCAGAGGUUUGUGAAGCAGAACUGAAGCUUUCUGCUCCUCCUCUGAGGAUGUUUGUCAGCUGAAUGUUCUAGAAAGAGUUGAUGGAAACAACAAACUCAUCUCAGGGUAAUAAACUCCUUAAAGCAGCUCUGUGUGUUCAGCAUCAGACUUUCAGCUCCGUUUCCUGUUAUAGUUGAUUAAAAUGUGAGACAGAGCAGCCUGCUUCACUGUGUUUUAAUUGAAUUAAUAACAAGUCACAUCAAUAAAUCAUUGAUUUAUUUCUUCCUACAACAACAUGAGGAUAUUUCUGAAGUUUUGAACAGACCUGGAGAGGGAAAGAUGGAGGAACAAUAUUCCCUCUACUGUCACAAAAAACAGGAAUCCUAAAGAGAGAAGGAGCCCAAACCCAGUUCCUACAGUUAAUGUUCUGCAGGAAUGUUCAGGAUAUUCAUCUUUGGGGUGAAAUUACAAGUUGAAUCUGAAAUGCUCUGUAAUUUCUCGAUUAUCUUGCUGUGAAUUUCUCUAAACACUUGAAUUUAUUUAAGAUUAUGUUUCCGGUUUAUAUUGCGUUUUAUUUCUCUUCUUUCCUCAUUUAUAUUUUGGGUUUGACUGGGCUCAGAGUGUGGAAUUUCAUACCAAUUUUGUCUCAGUGUAUUUCAAAAUCCUUGAAUUUAUGAGUCCAGCUGUGUCCAAAUGUCACAUCAAGUGUGUGAUUCAUUAAAGGAUCAAUAAAC